UUUCUUGCCUUUCUGUUUGCAAAUUAGCUUUUUUGUCCUUCUCCUGCUAAAAAGCUCAUUCAUCAAAGUAAUUAAUUAGAGCUCAUUUUUUGGAAUCUUGAUUUAUAUAUUCAUAUGAUUAUUGAUUGAGACACACAUUUGAUGGGUUCCCAGAUUUUCACUUUCUGAUCUGAUCUUAACAACAAGAGGCUAGAGGUGAUCUCUCUCUUCUUUAACUUCGCUGUCAUUGUGAUUCUAACAUAAUAUAUAGGCGAUCUGUUAUAUUUUGUAGAGGGUCAUUUAAUAAAUUCUCCUGGUAAAUUUGUCUCCCUGUGUUUGAGUCGUGGAAUCAGACACUGAUGCUUGUGUCAGGAUAGACACUUGGAGGUUGUGGCCAUUCCCUGGACCCCGCAUGAAUAUGGGAUGCUUCGUGGACCGUGCUGACUUGUUAUUGCGACAUCCCUUGUAUGGGCUACUAUACAUGUUGUAAUUUGGAAAAAUGGUUAGAAGGGGAACCUGAAAUUAUUGAUAUUUACAUUAAAGAUAAUUUGGAGUUUUGGACCAUUUCUUGAUUUGGGUGUGUCAUCCCUGAGCAGGGGUCAUGCUAAUCUUCUCUGUAUCGUUCCAAUUUUAUUGUCCCCGAAGGGACACAUAAAGAUAAUAAUGGUAUCAUAUCACUGGUCUAGAAGCAGAGGCAGAUCCAGUAUUUAAAUGGUUCCAUGAUUAAACUUUUUAGCACUGAACAAAACUGUACUUUUGAAAUUAUGGGUUUAAAAUUUAGUAUUUAGUGGAAGAUUAGUGAUUUUACACAUAUAUAUCUAUGUUCUGUUUCGAAAUUACUGGUUCACUUUACCCGGUGAAUACGAUUGACUCAUGGUCGAACUUCUGUUGCUCGUGAGAAUUCUCCUUUAUAUUACCUUUAAUAGAAAUUUUAGUUUUAUGAUUUAGAUUUCAUCAUGAGAUCCAAUUAUCUGCAUUUUUAUGUAUAGCAGCCAGGCUAUCUAUUUCACUUAUUUUGCUGUUGGAUGAGAGUAAGGGCCCUUCUCACCUCCUACGAGUCGUCCGGCGGAAAAGACUUUUUGAAUGGGGUAAAAGAACUUGGGAUCGUCGAUCUCUUCCUUAAAGAUUGGGAUGAGUCAAUGUCGGUUGAUGGUGUGAAAACACUUCCUGAUGUCGAUUUCCAAAAACCAUCGAGAGGUUCCCCACUCUUCUUUGAUCCGUCUUACGACGGAGCAGAAGCCUCGACAGCCAGUCCUUUGCUUGCACUUUCCGUACGGAAAGGCCAAGCUAGUUAUGAAAUAUUUUUUUCCCUUUCAAAUCCAGAGAAAUCUUUGACUUUCUGAGUUAUAAUGUACUGAAUUUUAGGAGAAUUAACAAGUAUUCCAUUCUCGGAAAAGGAACUUCAACAUUGUAGUGUCUGUAUAGGAGCCAUGACAUUUAGUUUUUAAAUGAGGAACUAUUUCUAAUUUUCAUGCCGGUUUCAAUUAUGUUAGAUUCUGAAAAGGAUUAACAUUUUCGUUGAUAGGUAUAUUUUAUCAAGGAAUAUGAUUUAUCAUUCCUUACUCUCAGUUGCUUUUGUCUUUAUUGUUUGGUGUAGUGUCUAUAUUACCACUUUUAUUUCUUUGGCCACACAACAGCCGGAAAUUAUCAAAGUAUGUAGCUACCCAAAGAGGAGGCAAUCAUGGAAGUAUUAAGCUGAUAUAGCAAUUCGCAGUGGUGCAGAGAGGAAAAUUGACACACAAUAUGAAACUUAAACUAGUUAAUUGAAAUGAAUGAAAUUUUAUGUGUCAGUGAUAUCAGUGUUUUUUCGCCUGUCAUAUUUGCUGAUGGUUAUUUAUUUCACCAGCCAAGAUCAUCCUGUCAUGCUUUUGAAGACUUAUUUGUUUUAGGAGUUUUCUUAUAUCCACUUUCAGUAUCUGUGGUACUAAACAUAAUAUGUUGUUUGCAUUUUUCAUCUCUUGGACAUGUCAGAAGCUUCUUUGAACAUGGACCCCCCUACAGGUGAAGGGAAAAUUAGAACUGCAGCACUUGAAGAUGUGAAAUUAGAAGAAAUGGACGAAACUAAACUAGCAGCACUUGAGGACGUGAAAUUACAGGAAGCGGAGGAAACUAAACCAGCAGCAAUUGAGGAAGUGGAACAGGACGGUGCCCUCUUCCGCUGUGAUCUAUUUGAUGCAGAAAUGGUUCAAAAGGUAGCGGAUGAAUUCCUUCCAGGAUUAGCCUCUGCCUGUAUUGACAAUACAACUGGUGGUUUGUUGAAUAGCCCUGCUUCUGUGGCUGUCGGUAUUAGAAGAGAAAUGGUGGACUAUCUUACCCAGAGAAGCGAGAUGUUUGUUGCGGAAUCUGUUGUUGGUGAAGGUGACUCAGUUGCUGAAGUGUCGGACAACCCUCAUGAUAUUAUAUCGGAUUUUAUCGAUGAUUUUGCACAGUCUAAGAGGAACUUUUUAAGUAGAGUAUCAUCAUGGAUGCUAAGUGAAAGGAGAGAGGAAAGGAUAGAUGAUUUUGUACAAGAAAUGGAAAUAAACGGCUUUUGGUUGAUGGCGAGGAGGAUAGCAGUGGCACAAACAGUGAUAAGAAAUAUCGACUUCAAGAACACUUAUCACUGUCCUAUGCAGUUUAAAUCCGAAGAAGAACUAACGAAACAUAUCUCCUCGUGCAGUUUCAGGGAAUUGAACUGUGAAAAUGAAGGAUGUAAUGCUCGAUUUAGUGCAGCUCAGCUGGAACUGCAUGACUCGACUUGUCCUUUCAAAAUUCUUCAAUGCGAGCAGAAAUGCCCAGAAAUGCUCAUGAGGCGCGAUAUGGACAGGCACUGUAUAACUGUAUGUCCAAUGAAGCUUGCUAACUGCCCCUUCUAUCCAGUAGGCUGUGUAUGUACUAUUCCUCAAUGCAAAACAGACCAACACCGUCUCGAGAAUCUUCAGUCGCACUUAAUUUGCAUCUUAAAACUUAUUCACAAGGAAGCAUCUUUCGAGGCUUUGAAGAAAAGGGCUGAACAAUUGUUGGAGGCAUCAUCACCUGGACGGCUAGCAGCUGCUCGUGAUGCAAGAUCAUUAACAGUUGCGAUCAAGAGUAUUGAUGCAAAGCUCGGACCCUUAGAAGUUGAGGAAAAUACAGAGGUCAAUGCAGAGGGCGCUGAGUUGAAAGACAGAGAAGAGGAUAGCACCGAUCAAUCCGCCAAAAAGGAUUGUACUAUAGACUUGUCACAUAAUGAUGAACAAUCUCCAGACAUACCGAAGAGUCAGCAAAAUUCCACAGCUUCACAAAACAAAAUAGAGUCACCUGACAAAUCAGAGAAAGUUGUGGAACCGACAGUUAAAACAGAUUCAUCUACAAAUGAACACUGUGAGAAAGAAGACUCGAGAGAUCAACUCCAUAACAAAAAUAAGAGCCCAGAACCUCUAAUAGAAAAUGAUGGUUUGAAAUCACCUGACAAAAGUGAAGAGUCUCUGAGCCCAUCCCAAAAACAUCAAGAUUUCACAACUUCAGCCCACAAAUUGGAGUCAUCCAAAAGUGAAGAGUCUCCCAAGUUGCCUGAGAAGAAUCACGAUUUAAUAGUUUCUGAAGAGAAAAAGGAGUGACAUGCCAAAACUAAGAACUUGGUGGAACAAAUGAAUCUCAGGCCACUAUAGACAAAUUGGCACCUGACUAAGGAAGAUUUAACAGAAUCAAUGUUGGAAAAGGUAAACAGCCAAAAAGUCUCCUAUAGAAAGAAAUUGCAUGUGUAGCCACCAAAUGAGAAGUAGAUCAAGCAAUUUUUGAGGUUACUGAACAGAUGGUCAUUUUCUAAAUGGGAGACUUGAGUACUUUCCAAUUUAGAAGAGUAACAAUUCUCCGACUCUCAGGCUGGAAGAUGGAAGACAAAAAGUAAGUACAUUGUUUCAAGAUUGUCUUUUUUUCAAAUCUGAGCUGGAGCAAGGACAUAGCAUAGGAGAUGGACGAGAUUUUUUUUUUCCAUGAAGUAGAUAAAGUCACAUACCAGUUUUCAUCUUCUUCAUAUUUCAGUGGGCAACCCCUUCGAUCCUUCAAAAUGGCAUAGUUUUGAUUUUAAAUUCUUUUUUCAUCUUCGUACAUUGAUCUUACGACGACUUUGUCACCUUUUUAGCCUGUUUAAGUGUUAUUUAAUUGAUAGAUAUAAACAUUUUUCUAGUAUAAAGGAUAACAAGUAGGUUUUCGCUUGCUUGUAAUUUCAUUUACCCUAUGUACAAGACAUUUAUGUUUUUCGCUGGUAUUGAUUGGCAUUAAUUUGACUUUCACUCCCAUCAAAUGCA
Messenger RNA from Lycium ferocissimum, 4247 nucleotides. RefSeq lists its product as uncharacterized. The transcript is spliced from 2 exons. Lineage: Eukaryota; Viridiplantae; Streptophyta; Magnoliopsida; Solanales; Solanaceae. Bases 1944 to 3557 code for a protein of 537 amino acids. Gene Ontology annotation, molecular function: zinc ion binding. The record is from RefSeq and is a predicted model, not a curated record.